AUAGUUAUAUGGGUACUUACAUCAGAGCUCAAUGGAUGGAACCGGAUCUUUUACCCACGGACAGACGUGAGGAAGAAGUGUUCGCCCUGAAGGCCGCGGAGCAGCUUCCACUUCGCCAGAACCAACAGGACGUGCUGGAGACACGUAUCAUCACGAAGCACAGCCCUAAGGAUAGCUUGCUCCCAGAAUCGUCCCUAAUCUGUGCCAACCACCAUCUGAAAAAUGGAACAGGGAGAAAGAAUAAUUGCGAAGAUGCAAGGAAUUCGAACGAAGGAGAUGAGAACCCAAGACCAGAAACGGAGACGGAGACGCCGGACCGAAGUCAAGACCAGAAUAGGUCUGAGGGAUGGUGUGAGACAGAGACCGCGAGGACCAUUAUGAGAGAGGAGAGCAUCCCGCAACUGUUUGUGAGCAUCCAGACUGGAAAUGUGCGGGAAGUUACGUCACUCCUGGAGCAACAGCCGUGCAUUGUGAACAGCCUUAGAUACAGUGGUCUGGCUCCCAUACAUUACGCGUGCCACAAGAAGAAUAUUCGCAUUCUCAAAGUUUUGCUCGAUCAUGGGGCCAAGAUAGGAUCCUUGGACACCCUCGGAAACACCCCUUUGCACUUGGCUGUGAACGACGCUUGGCUUGACGGCGUGUCGGAGCUCCUAAAGCGAGGGGCGUCUCCGAAUACCAAGAACGCCCCUCCCGCCACGAUCAAGGAAGUGGUUGUUGAGACGCCCCUUCAUGCUGCGAUACGCCGGCGGGACAUGGCAUCAGUAACGCUGAUGAUGGAACAUGAACCCGACCUGAACAUUUUGGAUGGGAAGAACUGCUCUGUGCUGCACUUGGCCGCUCAGACCCGCAAUCUGGAGCUGGUAAGGAAGCUGGUGAAUCAACCGACAGUUGUCAAGGAAUGUAACACUAAGGACAAAAACGGCCGGACGGUCCUCCUCGCCGCGCUGUCUGAAAAGUGUGGUGAGGACUCCGAACUCCUGGUCAUUGAGCUGAUUAAGAUUCUGUCUAGAUCCGUCGUAGAUAUCAAUACUACCAACUAUGUGGGGGAGACACCUUUGUUCCUGGCCUCUCGCUACGGCCUGAGCAGAGUCGUUGAACUUCUGCUCUCUCUGGGGUCGGAUCCGACCAUCCUGACGACCUGGGGGCAAUCUGUCCUUCAUGCUGCAUGUCUCUCUGGCUCCUCAGACACACUUGACAUUCUUCUGCAGAGGGGUGACUUGAAGAAUAUGGUCACUGUGGUUGACAAGGAAAGAUGUAGAGCAUUUGAUUAUGCAGUUAAAAGUUCGUCUGUCCGUUGUUGUUACCUUCUCUUAAUCAAUGGUGAACAUCUCGCCAAUAUCAAGGAUGGCGUGUCGAACUGCGAAUUGAUGCUCGAACAUCUCCCUUCAGCCUCACAGGUCUUGAAGAAACUAUUUGAUUCUCACGUUCAUUUGUCAGAAGAGUCUCUGCAUGACCCAGACUUCAGCAUUACAUUUGAUUAUUCGGCCCUUCUCUCGGAGGAAAAGGAGACCAUUCAGUGUUCCGUAGUAUCAGAAUUAGUACAUUCCCAUUCUGAAGAUCUGAUCAAACAUCCUCUCCUGGAAAGCUUCUUGUAUGUCAAGUGGUGCUACAUUCGAAAGUACUUCUACACCGGUGUCUUGAUGUACUUCAUUUUCCUAAUCCUUCACACCACUUAUGUUAUGCUCAUCUUCGGGAAUUCGCUGACAGACUGGCACGAAGACAUUGUUAUGCUGUGGACUUUUCGAGCAGGACACAUUUUAUGUUACAUUGUUCUUCUCUUCCCAAACGUUGUUAUGGUAAUUGCCAACUUUAGGAAAUAUAGCAAACAAGUGGAAACUCUAAUAAGAUUUGUGACCUUUAUCAGUUCAGCAGUUGUAGUUUUCUCACCAAUUGUAGACUACAAAGCCUUGGAGGAGAUUGCCAUUAGUAAAAACAUGUCAUCCUUAAAUGACACCUCUGCCCCUACUUCUCAGUCUGACCACCUACCAAUAACAGCGGAGAGACAAAUGGCCGCACUGUCGGUUUUCUUAGUGUGGGUUGAGUUUAUGUUACUUCUUGGACGCUACCCGAUGCUAGGUACUUACAUUCUGAUGUUCUCUGGUGUGGCAAAGUCUAUGAUGAAGUUCCUGCUUUCUUUUGUAUUCCUUCUUUUUGGAUUUACUUUUAGUUUCCACAUCUUGUUUCAACAACUACCGGUUUUUAAGACAUUUCCUCUCUCAUUCGUUAAAACGUUGAUGAUGAUGAGUGGAGAGAUAGCAUACAGUGAGUUUGUUACGGCAAUGGAUGUGCCUCUUAGUGGACUGAUUUUACUGUCCUUCUACUUAUUCAUUGUGGCUAUCUUGUUAGCCAACCUCUUCAUUGGUUUAGCUGUUAACGACAUUCCAGGCCUACAGAAGCAAGGAAGAAUCCACAGGUUGGCUAAACAAGCCUCAUACAUCGUGGCUUUCGAGAAGCUGCUUAUGGCGCUAAUGAGCCAAAUGUCCUUUCCCCACCUUCUUCUCCGGCUAGUAAAUGGCAGGUGCAGCAUCAAGCCAGAGGUUAAAGUCUUCCCCAAUAAAAAGGAGACUGUUGUUACUCGUGAGAAUAUUCGAGAGGCCAUAAAACUUGGUAACCUGGACAUUCCUAAAGAAGAAACUUAUUCCUCUGACGAUCACAGUGUUUCUAGCUCAUGCCUCACGAGCGGCCAAAAACAUGCAGAAGAGAUUAACGCAUUAAAAAGUAGGGUUGAUGAACUUGUUAAAUGUUGCAACAGUACACAGCAGCAACUAAGUCUUAUGCAACAACUGUUGGAUACUCACAUGACACAGAUGUCUCAGCAACUUCAGCAACAUCAGCAAACUAUGCAGGAAAUAUAUGACCGGACUUUUCGAGAAAACGGAAGGAUCCAGUCUGACAGCCUGCAGUGAGAGGUAUUUGCUCUAAGACCAGUGCUUCCCAAAAUUUAAUUUAUCAUGUAUUUCUUGACCCCCAUGUAUUUUUGUUAUGAUUUCUGUGCCAAACCAUUCGUUAUCCCCAAAACCACAGCCGUCAUCACUAUCAUUCACCUGGUUCACCACCGUCCUCACCACGGUUACCACCACCACAGAUAUCACCACACAAACCACCUUAAGGGCUGGUCACAUUGAUAUAUUAUGUCCAGGGAUCCCUUCACAGAGCUGGAUGCUUCCCUAGGUGUAAGCGGAUUCGAUAUGAAAAUCCCUCCACAGCGCGAAAACGCUAUGUCGGUAUUUCAUCCCUGCCUAGAGCUUUUUAGAAACAAAAAAUAUAAUUUAAUUAUCGGUAAACUCAUUACGUAGACACUUUUCAUCUAUGGCAAAAGGUGCGGAAAUCUAAAAUAAGGGAGAUAAAGGGCAGAGAAGACAGAAGCUCGACCCUUCAUUUCCUAAGACCCCUUUCAUAUUUGCCUUACAAGGAUCAAAACAAAUGUGAUGCGUUACUCAUAACUGCGAUCCAGCAAGUAGUCCAUGUAUUGCUACAUGCUUGUGAGAACGCUUAUUUUGUCAUUACUCGCAUCUGUUUCUCCAAUUACAUGUAUGUAAUGCA
Molecule: messenger RNA, 3543 nt
Organism: Penaeus indicus
Lineage: Eukaryota; Metazoa; Arthropoda; Malacostraca; Decapoda; Penaeidae
Product: transient receptor potential channel pyrexia-like
Exons: 4
Coding region: 9-2906 (965 amino acids)
Biological process (GO): monoatomic ion transport; transmembrane transport
Cellular component (GO): membrane
Molecular function (GO): monoatomic ion channel activity; protein binding
Source: RefSeq, a predicted model, not a curated record